GACUGAAGAGUGCCUCGCCGGGAGGGAGGAAACGUGUGUUCAGUCAUCUUUUGCAACCGUCUCCUGGUGUCUUUAACCGAAAUAUUACGAGAAUAACGUUAAAAGGUUUGUCGUUGAUACGUCGGUUUUGUACUUAUAACGUCCGAGUGGCGCAACGCUGUAAACGCCGAGCUUAGGAUUUGUCGCCCGGCUGUAGCAGUACUUUAGUCUUGAGGAGAGUGGGGUCGCUAGGCAGUUGCCAAACGAAAGCAGGCAGUUGCUAACAAGUAGUUAGCAGCCAGUUAGCCUGCCAGCUAGCCAGCGCUCUCCCUGCUGCUUCAGCAAGUCCCACCCUCACCAAGUGCGUGGACGUCGUAAGAGGCUGCAGCGGUGAAGUCGAGUGCUUUCUCCUCUCAACUUAGCCAGCAUCGCUGUUCAGCUGGCUGGCAAGCUAAAAUAGCCCCCUAAACGUUAGCUAGGCGUCGCCAACGGCAAAUAGUUGGCUUUACCGUCGGACAAGUGUCUUCUGUGGAGGGAUACGGUCGCUACACUGGCAAAGAGACUGGCUAAAAAGAAGAGACGAAAUAAGAGAGAACAAGGAAGACACUGAGAAGGAGGGGACUGGCUAGUUUAGCCGGGGAGACAGAUUCUCACAUAGAUAGCAAACGCCACCACCGAGCUACACACAGCCAUGAGUAUUGAGAUCCCGGUGGGGUUGACAGAACUGCUGCAAGGCUACACUGUGGAGGUGCUGCGACAAAGGCCGACAGACCUGGUGGAUUUUGCAGUACAGUACUUCACCCGUUUGCGGGACACCAGAAGCCAGGAUGGGUCCGGCGCCGGAGGCAAGACGGGGAAAGGAGUGAUGUUUGAUGGGGAGCCGAUGCAAACAGAGUCCAAUGGAGAUGAUGAUGAAGAUGAUGAUUCUGACUUUGAGCCUCCACCACCCAGCAGAUUCAACCGGAGAGUGUCAGUGUGUGCGGAGGCGUUCAAUCCAGACGAGGACGACGAAGACUCGGAGCCCAGAGUGGUUCACCCAAAAACAGAUGAACAGCGCUGCAGACUCCAGGAGGCCUGCCGAGACAUCCUACUCUUCAAAACACUAGAUCAGGAGCAGUUCUCUGAGGUGCUGGACGCCAUGUUUGAGUUACGGGUUCAGCCCCAGGAGCACGUCAUUGACCAGGGAGACGAUGGAGACAACUUUUACGUCAUAGAGAGAGGGGUGUAUGACAUUAUGGUAUCGGGAACAACGGUGGGUCAGUAUAACAAUAAGGGCAGCUUCGGGGAGCUGGCACUCAUGUACAACACGCCACGCGCUGCCACCAUAGUCGCCACUCAGGAGGGGGCACUAUGGGGACUGGACCGUGCCACGUUUCGUAGACUCAUUGUGAAGAACAAUGCAAAGAAGAGGAGGAUGUAUGAAUCUUUCAUUGAGUCGGUGCCCUUACUCAAAUCAUUGGAGGCAACAGAGAGGAUGAAGAUAGUGGAUGUAUUAGGAGCCAAGCAGUUCCCCGAGGGUGAGCGCAUCAUAACACAGGGAGACAAGGCUGACUGCUUCUAUAUCGUAGAAUCUGGGGAGGUCAAGAUCAUGAUGAAGAGUAAAACGAAGGCGGACCAUGCAGACAAUGCGGAGGUGGAGAUAACGCGCUGUAGCAGGGGUCAGUACUUUGGGGAGCUGGCCUUGGUCACUAACAAGCCCCGGGCCGCCUCAGCCUACGCAGUGGGCAAUGUCAAGUGUGUGGUAAUAGACGUGCAGGCAUUUGAGCGGCUCCUUGGCUCUUGUAAGGAGAUCAUGAAGAGGAACAUCGCCCACUAUGAGGAGCAGCUGGUGGCCCUGUUCGGCUCCAGCAUGGACCUGAGAGACUGAGCCUCCCACACCACCCUCCGUGCCUUCUACUACUACUACUACUACCACACACACACACACACACACACACACACACACACACACACACACACACACACACACAAGCAGACAUGUUUCCCCUCUCACAUCAUGCAGUGGCUAUACAGACUCAUAACAAGCUUUACACAGAGUGUGCAAACACAUGAGAAAUUGUACUUGGCUCACCUGCAAAACAAUACAUGAAUGCCUACACAGUAUGAACACACUCACACACUUACAUUGACACACAUGCAGGCACUGAGAGACACCCACUUCACUUAGUCUGCUCAUCCUCGUGCACAUAAUACUUCACCACACUCCUUGAUAAGCUCACAGACAAACACACACACACACACACACACACAGAAAACUAAAGGCCACACAUCCCGUUGCUUGAGCCAGCUUCACCCUCUCAGUAUGAAUGUCCUUUCUGCAAUGACCUGAGUGUCCGCAGUGUAAGGACAUAGAAUACACGCACAGACUCCAUACACGUUUUAAAACACAUCAUCAUGCUCCAUAUGUGCAGGCUUUGCAUUCACAUGAGCACCUAAACAACUCAUUGUUGUUCCACCAAGCCUCAGCAAAGGGCACAUGGACAUGCAAAUACACACACAGGGGUACAGAUACAUACACUCAAAAACACAUAGGCAACCACACCUGCAAAACGGACACAUUGUGGUAAAAUGGAGACAAAAAAUUUUAAAAUCUCUGAAAAGGAAAAAUUAAUCAAAAAUGCAAAAAAAAGAGAGAAAAGUUUAAGGAAGACAUAAGUUUUAGAAACGUUUUAUGAAGAUAAAAAAAACAGAAGCUUUGAUAAAAUAUUAUUUAAAUAAAAAAAAGUGUUUCCUCUUUGGGAGGCCGGGGUGCAGAACUUUGUGAGCGCGCUCCAUUUCUUCCUCUACUGUUGUUGAUUGAGUUGAGUUAGUGCUGGUGAUUAUUGCAGUACCACAGAAGAAGCAGUGAAAACAAUAAAAACCCUACGUUUUCUGGGCCAUUGUUAUUCUAUCAUCGACGCCACACUUCAUUGUAUUGAAUUAAUUAUUAAUGUAUUGUUAUUAUAUAUUCAUUUUUUUUGUUUGUUUUACUUUGACCAAUUCUGAUAAAAAUUCAUCAUCCAUCUCUGACAAAAUGUAAAAACAAAAAAAAGUUCUAAGAAAAACAUUAGUGCUUAUUUCUCAUUGAUUAUUCUCGAAUGAGUUGUCCUGGAUAAAAAAAUUGAAAAAAAAAUAAAAAUAAAGCAAACAUUUUGUUAAAAAUCUUGCCUCCUUUCUGAAUUUCUACUCAAACUCUGAUAACAAGUGCAGAAUGUGGUUUAACUAUUAUUUGGCUGAUUCAGCCAUGUACCAUGUAGUACUACUACACACAUGCUCAGGAUGGACAAAAAUAACAAAUGCAUAACCUUGCAGUAUAAAAGCCUUAAGGUUAAGAUUUCACUUUAUUAGAAAAAAAAAGAAAUUUCUCAUGCAUCCUUCAACUGUUUAUGCAAACACAAAUAACUACUAGAAACCAGAGGUGGGACCAAGUUAGUGUUUUAAUCAGUCACAAGUAAAUCUCAAAUCUUUGUGCUCAAGUCCUAAACUUUGAUUUUUGAGUCGUAAACAAGUCAUAAUGCACUCUUCACCAAAUGCAAUGCAAUUUUAUAUUUAUUUAACAACUUCGUUAAAACAAGUGCAACUGAACUUUAUCAUAGAAACGUACUGCUGACGUGCUGUCAGCAUAUAGCGCUACUAAAAAAGUAUCACAACAGAAUGAACUUUGUAUGUUUUUGUCCUGUCAUGCUGAAUAAUGUGACUGUUGUGAAUAGUAAAUAGGGCACUUUGAUGUUGCAUAUGACACUGCAACAUACUUUUUAAUCUUUGGGUUUAGAGAAAGGUAUCAAGUAUUGUCCGGCCAAAAGGCUCAAGACCAUGUGAAGUCACAAGUUACUGGUCUUAAAUCCAAGUUGAGUUUCAAGAAUAUUUUAAUUUUGUCAAUUUGAGUCUAAAAUAAUUAAAUUUGUGACUGGAGGCUGCCUCGGGUCCAAGUUACGUGACUUGAAUAGACACCUCUGCUUGAAAUGCAUCAGACCUUGAGGUAAACAGAAAUAGUUAAGCACAAAACAUUCUGUAUUAACUGUCAGAGAUGAUGACUGAACCCAAUGAUGAUUGAAAUGCAACAGUUUGUGAUGUAAUAAAUCAAAUAUCCUGUUAA
Messenger RNA from Plectropomus leopardus (leopard coralgrouper), 4054 nucleotides. RefSeq names its product protein kinase, cAMP-dependent, regulatory, type II, alpha A (gene prkar2aa). NCBI's taxonomy places the organism in Eukaryota, Metazoa, Chordata, Actinopteri, Perciformes, Serranidae. Gene Ontology annotation, molecular function: cAMP-dependent protein kinase inhibitor activity; protein kinase A catalytic subunit binding; cAMP binding. Gene Ontology annotation, cellular component: cAMP-dependent protein kinase complex; cytosol. Gene Ontology annotation, biological process: negative regulation of cAMP-dependent protein kinase activity. The record is from RefSeq and is a predicted model, not a curated record.